This is a messenger RNA of Trichoderma asperellum CBS 433.97, 2085 nucleotides long. The record is from RefSeq and is a predicted model, not a curated record. Lineage: Eukaryota; Fungi; Ascomycota; Sordariomycetes; Hypocreales; Hypocreaceae.
AUGGUUUCCAACAGCUUGAUUACGCUUUAUACUGGCCUUGUGCUAUCGACUAGCAUCCAGUAUGGUGCAGCUGAUACAGCCCCGAGCUGGCAAAAAUAUGUCAGAUCGCCUGCUUCUCAGAUAGUGAAGCCAGUCGGAAUUGUAUCAAAUAGCACAAUUGGCAAUGUUUCAAACCCCAAUGGCGUGAUUGGCGGCCAAGAGCCGACAGUACUGAGUCGCAACACUGAAAGCGACCAAUUGCCGACAAUAGUGGUGGAUUUUGGACAGAAUGUAGUUGGGAUUUUAAGGCUACAAUUCAGCGGAUCACAGAGCUUGUCCACAGGACUGCCGGGUUUGAGAUUGGCCUUUUCUGAGACGACAGAGUAUCUUACCGAUCGGAGCGAUUUUACACGAUCCGAUAAUGCCAGCGGAGGUGAAAAAUUGACAAAUGGAACAGAUCAGGUGGCUGUCAAGGACGGUAGUUACACUUGGAGUGAUCUUCAUGGAUGUGAUAACGGCUCUCAAGUCUGUUCAGAUGGGCUCCACGGCUUCCGUUACGUGAAAAUCUGGCUGGAAGCUUUAGCGUCGGAUGCGCCAUACACAUCUUCCCUGGGUUCUGUUUCCAUCUCGGGCGUGAGCCUUGAAUGGUCUGCGUAUCUUGGGACACCGGACACUUUCACCGGAUCGUUUGAAUGUUCAGACGAAGACCUCACACAAUGGUGGUACGAUGGAGUAUAUACCGUGGAUAUGGGAACAGAUGUGUUUCUUGCCAACGAGACAGAGCCUAGAAGUGCUUCUAGUCCGACCUUGGAGGGCAAGCAAGUACUUUUCGACGGCGCCAAGCGUGAUAGAGACCCAUAUGUUGGAGAUCUGGCAGUGUCAUCGCUUACUUCGUACUUGUCUCAUGACUUUGCCGAAUCGUCGAGGAAUGUGUUGGAAGAUUUGGCACAGCAUCAGCGCUCUGAUGGCUGGAUUCCUCCUGCAAGCAUUGUCGACCUUGUCAUGUACACAGGCAAUGCCUCUUAUGCGAAUGCUUAUUGGGGUACACUAACUAAGGCUCUUGACGGAUAUUACCUUUCGAAUAUAGAUGGAGUGACAGGGCUUCUGGAUAAAAACGACACUGGCUAUGGCGAUUAUGCGUUUCUGCCUCGUUCAGGGCCCGUAACGUACUACAACGCCUUGUACGUCCAUGCACUAUCGUAUGCCUCGCAGCUGGCUACGAGCCUUGGCCGUAAUGACGACGCAGGAAGAUGGUCUUCUAGAGCUGCAUCUGUUGGAAAAGCACUUAUAAGUCACAAUUUUGACCAGAGCGUUGGCGCAUUUUAUGAUGGCGGCCCUUGCCCCGGAGCGGCAGCAGGCACAUACUGCAAUGUUCAUGCGCAAGACGGCAACUCUAUUGCGAUUCUUGCAGGAGUGACAAAUGACACAACUUCGGCUCAGAUAUUGAACUACUGGCAAAAUGCAACUUCUCAGGAAUAUGGAAACGCAUUCUACGACAGCAGCAUAUUGAGUCCCGGCGACCAAUUCAAUAAUCGAGUCUACGCUUUCAUCUCCUAUUUUGAGAUUGCGGCCCGAUUUGCUACUCCUGGGCAAGCUUCGUCUGCCUUUGACGAACUCCGAAGACUGUAUGGAUGGAUGGCUAGCCAUGAUCCUCAGAUCACCAUGUGGGAGGGCAUCGGACCAGGCGGGGCUCCUUAUGAGGGUGCAUUUACAUCCAUGGCGCAUGGCUGGUCAACGGGAAUAGUCCCGCUUCUGACCGGAUAUGUCCUUGGAGUGAAACCCCAGUCACCUGGGUUUCAGACGUGGAAAAUUUGCCCCGUGGUAGAUGGCGGAGGGCUCACAUGGGCUAAAGGAGAAGUGCCAACGCCACAAGGAAAGAUAACAGUCUCAUGGGAGACUGAGGAUGCGCAGACGGGAGUGGUGUUUACUCUUGAUAUUGAAACACCAGAUAACUCAUCUGGCGUGGUGUGCGUUCCCAUUAUGGGACUGAAUAAUCCAACGAUAAGCAUGGAUGGAGCACCUAUAAAUGUGUCUUCUAACCCAACAACUGGCUGGGCGAGCGUUGAUGCUACUGGAGGAAAGCAUGUCUUUACAGUUGAAGCAUAA